AUGUCUCAGACGGAUGAAUCUCCUACAACAUUGGCAAAGACUCCAACAUAUGAAUACUAUGGAUUCGUACUUUAUUUAUUAUCAUUUAUAGCAUUCGCCAUAUAUUUAUUAUGGGCCUAUUUGCCUAAAGAAGUUUUAGAAUCUUUAGGAAUCACUUAUUAUCCAGACAGAUAUUGGGCGCUUGCAUUACCUGUAUGGUCUUUUGUCUUGGUGCUUUUUAUUUUUGUCGCUUUUAUUUCAAUAAAUUUUUUAAAUACUGCACCACUUGAUUCUUUUAAUACAAUAACAGACGAUUAUGCUAACGUAGGUCAAAAUUUAUCUCAACUGUCAGGAAUUACAGAUGAUUUUGUUCCAGAGUUACAUGAUAUACCUAUUGGCAUA
Messenger RNA from Scutellospora calospora, 381 nucleotides. The record is from the annotation of a GenBank genome assembly. NCBI's taxonomy places the organism in Eukaryota, Fungi, Glomeromycota, Glomeromycetes, Diversisporales, Gigasporaceae.